Messenger RNA from Blepharisma stoltei, 911 nucleotides. The record is from the annotation of a GenBank genome assembly. NCBI's taxonomy places the organism in Eukaryota, Ciliophora, Heterotrichea, Heterotrichida, Blepharismidae.
AUGAAAACUGAAAGGAUUGAAUGGCCGAGAAUUUUAACAAUUUAUAUAUCUGAUCGGCAGAUUUUAGGAGAAAUCCCAGAAAUGCUGAAUCUUGAAAAUAAUAGUUACCAAAUUUUUGGAGUAAUAUAACUCCUUGCAAAUUUUGCAAAGGAACUCUCUACGCGUGAAAUUGUCAUUUUUGUGAAAUUUUAAUGCAAAUUUUUUAGAAUAUAACUAUGGUGUCUCCAUAUGUGAAAUAAAAUUCAGUGCGUGGUGUGCAUUUGCAAAAUUUACAAGGAUUAUAUGUUAUAGGCAAACCCUAUGUAUUGCCCUAUAAGGGCAGGAUAUUGGAGCUGGAAACUCUGCAGUGGUUGGACCAACUGGCAAGAGGUCCUUUUGCAAAUCUCCAAUUGGUUUGACCAGACUGAGCUGGUCCAGCCACUGGAGAGUUUCCAGCUCCAAUGUCCUGCUCUUAUAGGGCAGUUAUUAUGGAUACCAUUUCAUAGCAUUUACUAAGACCCCCUCUAUGAGCGAGCAAAACCAUUAAAAAAAUCCUUAUUUUUUGCCCAAAAACCCACCAAUAAAAAUUGUUUUUAAAAGAAAAAUAUUUAAAAAAAAAUUUUAUAAAUAAGUGAUAAUUAUUAUAUUAAAAAUCUCUAGCUGAUUCUGUUUUAUUUUUAACAGCUUCAUUUUAAAACAUAUAUUUUACAAAUUAUAUUAAUAUUUGCUUUCCAAUUUGGAUUCGAAAAAAAAUUUUACUAUAAAAUUUAUAUAUAGAUUAACCCCCAUAAGCGAACAAAAUUUUUUGUUCGCUCACGGAGAAGGGAGUAAGAAAUGAUGAAAAUGAAUGGGAGAAGUAUGAUGACUCUGAAGUAAGUAAAAAGGAUCCUGAUUGGGGUAGACUUUUCCUUGCAUUUUAUAAGAAAAACUAA